Ostreobium quekettii is the source of this 1323-nucleotide messenger RNA. Lineage: Eukaryota; Viridiplantae; Chlorophyta; Ulvophyceae; Bryopsidales; Ostreobiaceae. The record is from the annotation of a GenBank genome assembly.
AUGGACAGACGGCCGCCCGCCGUGCAGGCGAAGGACGUGCAGACCCUGUGCCCCGCGCUCGAGCUGAGCGAGGAGGCGGCUCGCGCGCUAGGUGGAAAGCUCGAAGGCCUGCUCAGGGCUGUCAUCAAGGACUGCGCGGCGCUGGCGCGCCACUCGCGACGGGUGAGGGUCACCACGGAGGACGUUCGCCACGCUCUGCAGGCGCGCGGGUGCGAGCAUAUCUACGGAGCUGCAAGGUUCCAAGAUCAGGAGCUUCUUGUGGCACAGGACACUCGUGGAGUCUUAUUUGCAAAGGAUCCAGAGCUCAAAGUUGAUGAGAUCGACAGCACCAGCUUCGACAGUGCUCCAACAGAGGACAUAGUGCACAUGCACUGGCUGGCCAUCGAUGGGGUGCAGCCAGUGGUGCCAGAGAACAAGCCAGCUGAGGCACACAAAACGAAGAGGCGGAAACAGGGCCACACAGAUGCAGACAUACGGCCAGCAAAGAGGAGAAAAGGCAACAGCGAUGGCAAGUCAGUUGGCUUCAAAAUUCGGCAGCCUGUGGUGCACAACCUCACUAAGGAGCAGCAGGAAUAUUUGAAGAAGAUCCAGUCUGUGGUUGCUUCCAUUGCCAAUGCUGACUCUGAGCAGCUGAAGGAGUCAACAGAAAAUGGUGGCAAAGUCCUUGAAGGCCUUUCAAAGGAUGCAGCCCUCCAACCUUUGGUGCCAUACUUGGUGGGCUUCAUGAGCCAACAGCUCCAAGCCAGCCUGCAGGGUGUAGCAGAGCGUGGCCCACCCAUCCUGUGCAUCCUCAGUGCUAUAGAGGCCCUCCUCAAAAACCCCUUCAUCGACUUGCAUCGAUACGCCAGCAAUGUGAUGGCCCUUCUAUUGACAUGCCAAACUUGCCGGAGCAUUGGAUCAAUAGCCUUGCCGAGUCAUGAACGGGUCCGGCACAAGGCUGGGGCUGUGCUGGCGGUAGCUGUCGACAGAUUCCGAGGGGUCAGGGAGAGCGUCACAAAAGAAUUAAUUAAAGCGGUUGCUGGAGACAAGCCUUUGGCAGUGCAAUAUGGGGCAAUUGUUGGACUGUCUUGCCUCGACCUCAGCACCUGGGCAAGGGUUGUCCCCGACUUGGCGAAGGCGGCCAAGAGGUUGAAGGGCAUCGUAGACCAGGCUGGUCACAAGGACGCGGACCGUGGACUGGCAGCGAAGUGCUUGGAACACCUCGAGGGGCUGCUGCGAUCGAACAGCGUCAAGUCGGACACCUUCCGGGCCGCAAUGUCUGAAUCCAUGCCGGAGCUCGCCUCCACUGCAGAUGGACAGCAGAAUGGUCAUUCCACAUCGUGA